Messenger RNA from Pangasianodon hypophthalmus (striped catfish), 3771 nucleotides. Its product is annotated as nascent polypeptide-associated complex subunit alpha, muscle-specific form. NCBI's taxonomy places the organism in Eukaryota, Metazoa, Chordata, Actinopteri, Siluriformes, Pangasiidae. Bases 197 to 2665 code for a protein of 822 amino acids. The transcript is spliced from 5 exons. The record is from RefSeq and is a predicted model, not a curated record.
GAGCCAGGAGGAGGAACAGUGUAGGAGAGACAGAGGACGAGUAAAGCAGGAGACAUUUUUCCUACGCUUGUUCACCUGCGUGAGCUUUAACACUGUGUUCAGCAAUGAGGCCAUUAACACACUCUGGGAUUUUUUGAACACUCACACACACUCACACACUCACACACACUCACACACACACUCACACAAACUCACCAUGAUGAAGAAAGGUGGACUGAACUUCCUGAGCAGAAGGAACCAGUCUCUGUUCGACACCAACGUCCAGAUGAGAGACAUUGAGAAUGUGGAGUUUGUGUAUGACACGGUGGUGAUCCCAGACUCAGGCACAGCUAAAGUCCGCUCCAGACCCACCGUCAAACACUUCAGCACUUUUGGAGAUGGAGCUGGAUUUGCAGUUCCGACUCCAACAGUUCCUGUUCUGGCUUCUUCCACCGCACCCCAAAUCAGCCACACGGGCAAUACAGAGAGUCUGCCAAAUGGAGGUACCAUCUCAUCGGAUGACCUUGAAGAAGGACACAUUCUGAUCCCUCCUCCUCCCUCCAUUGCACCUCCACCUCCACCUCCCCAGUUCAUUCCUCCAUCACCUGGACAUGUCACUCCUCCACCAGCAUUUUUUGGGGAGCCGUAUUCACCUGUAGACCUGUCCGCUCUAGAGCCACCCUCCAUGCCCCCUCCCAAGCCACCUUCACUAGGAAUGCCAGAAGAUGUAGACCUGUCCAUGUUAAGGCCUCCGCCUAUGGCUCCCCCGAAACCCCCAAGUUAUCAAAUCUCUACAUACUCACCUGAGGACAUCCCAGAGUGCCCCAAAUUUACCCCUCCACUGCCCCCAACAGACAAACCCCAGUCCCCCACAACCAACAUCCAGAAGAUGCCUCCUCCUAAACCCAUCAGGUUCUCAUCCAUCUCCAACAUUGAUUUGCCUCCAUCUGGAUCUACUACCCCAACUUCUACACCCUCAGGAAGGCCAGCUUCCAGCUUCAUCUCCCAGAACACAGGCAAACUUUACACUGUACCAAAAACAACAAUUCUCACUGGCCAAUCAGAUAGAGAGAAAAUGAUACAAAACAACCUGCUCCUGGAGAACCCCUCCAGAAACCCAGUUGGACUUCAUGUCAAUGGGAAAGCACCAACAUCUGAAAAGAAAAUGAGCACACCCCAAAACCCGGUGCCCCCGGUCAAGCCAGUGCGUCGCAAUAGUUCAGGCAUGAAGCUGGAAGAAAAUCUACAGGACUUGAAGGAGAACGUGCAGGUGACGCUACCCAACCAACCAGCAACACCAAUCAGGGUCGUCAACAGCAUGACUGCAUCUUUAGAGACACCACCAGAUGUUCCAAAUAAGAUCCCAACUUCAAUAAAAGAUUCUCCCACAGCAGAAAGGCCAGCAGCUGUGCUGUCAGCUCAAGACAUAAUUCACUUGUCGCCUGUGGACCCAACGCGAAAAUAUAGCCCGUUACUGAACCGCAAGCUGCAGAGCCUGAAAACCAAUGAACCUUCCAGCGGGAAGGAGGCGGCUGCUUCUCCGCUCACCCUGUUGAUGGCGGCAAAGGAACGAGAGAAGCAGAGGGCAGUCAUUUCCAGAGAAAAUAGCACCAAGAGCAACAGCUCCACAGAUUCCACCAAUGGAAGCAUCCACCCGAGCGACACCAGACCCAACUCAUUUACUGUUACCCCAAGACCACCGAUGUCCUCAGGAAGUGUCAAUCCCUUCAUAGAGCCCAAACUCAACACUGAGAACCCAAAAGUUACUUACUCCACAUCUGAACACUUUGUACCCUCCAACAGCAUUCUAAUUAAAAAUCCAACAAGUAUUGCAUCCCCAAAAUCUCCAUCUGGGCAGUACAAUGGCUUUGACAUCUCCUUCAUCCCUCCUCCACCUGAGUUUGCUAAUUCUGCUCCAGAAGAUGAAGCUCCACCCAACGUGCCUCCACCUGACCCACCUGCCAAGAGAACAGAUGUAAUUCCACCUCUAAACUCUGCUCCCAUCACAAAUGGCCCUACUAAUCCCCCAAGUAUUAAAUCAUCCAGCACCACCACACCAAUUAAUGCUGUUCCUAGCACUCAGUUCAAACCAAAACCCCAAGUUCCACCCCCAUCUCUACCCAAAACUCAGCCCCAAGCUCCACCCCCAUCUCAACUGAAAACUCAGCCCCAAGCUCCACCCCCAUCUCAACUGAAGACACAGGCUCAAGCUCCACCCCCACCUCUACCCAAAACUCAGCCCAAAGCUCCACCCCCAUCUCUCCCCAAAAGUCCGCCCCAAGUUCCACCUCCAUCUCAACCCAAAACUCAACCCCAAGCUCCACCGUCCGUCGCUGCCAGUCAGGCCACACUGCUCAGCAUCCUGCAGAAGAAGAUGCUGGAAAUGGAUUCCAAAUUCGCUCCGGCCCACGAAGCAGACACUGGCAGCGAUGACUGGAACUCCCCUCUGUUUGAUGAGGAUGUAGGGAGUGGUCCUUCCCUAAACUCCACCCCCAAAUCCAGGAGCUCCACUUUGCCUCCACAGUCUGCAGGUCUGGACAUGAAAGAACUGGAGAACAAAGUGACCAAGAAAGCACAAGCUAAAGCACCAGCCAGCAGUGGUUCUUCAAAGCAGCAGUUCGGGAUGACGUUCAUAGUGAGGCCUGGGACCAAACAGCCCAUCACACCCGUCCCCAAAACUGAGUGACCAACCACACAAAUGGGCGUGCACACACACACACACACACACACACAACUCGGCGUAAAGAACUCAUAAAGGAAAAGAUGUUACAUAUGAUAUUGGACUGGUUACACACAGCAGCAUUUUCUGGAUUUUUUCACCUGAAACUCUGUUUUAGUGUUCUGUUUAUAAACUGCUCUCUGUGUGUGUCCAACCUGGAUUUAUUCUCUGUAGGACACACACUCGACUGACAUCUGUGUGUAAACCACACACACACUUAACAUGGUGUUGGAGGAAAUUUAGUUUCAUGUUUAGUUUGUAAUUUUUAAAAACACUGUUCAUCCAACUUUAAGAUGCAGAAGAAAUGGGUACGAAAACGCAGGACAGAAAACAUCAACGUUAAACACUGCAGCACGGACUUGUACAUUUUAGCAGGCUUAUUUUGUUCACGAGCAAUUUUUGCCUAAGGAACUUAUUUAGAAAAAUGUGUUUCUCUGUUUUUCUGUCAGAGUAAUGGCUCUGUCCCAAACGCUGCUGUCUGAUACUCACACACACUCACUCUCUUAAAUCUAACCUACAUUCACGGUGCUUUAUGAGCAAUAAACACCAACAUCAAAUAACCACCAUCAGGAAGCCUUUCUAGAGCUGUGUGUGUGUGUAUUCUAGCAUUUGGAUGAGAAUCUUCAAAUUGGUCAACAUUUGGAUAAGAACAGAGUUUGGGAUGCAGCCGUAGCGUCAGAACUGUAAUGAAAUGUAAAAAGUGAUGAUUAUCUGGACGUUAAACUUGUUUUAGUGCCUCAGCUGACAGGAAGUGAGUGAGACUGUAAAGUUCUACUUGUGUGAUUAUAAAAGUAUAAAUGUUUUAUUAAUGAAAUGCUGUAAUAGUGUUAUUAAAGUGUAUUAUUACAGUGUGAUAGACAGCGUGUGUGUGCGUGUCGAGGUCAGCGCCGUAAUUCACACGGAAAUGUUUUCCGCUGAUGAGAGAUGAAACUGGAGUGUGAGAGCGAUGGAGUGCUGUAGUGUGCACUUUCCUCACACUGACUAAGGGGAAAAAGUUCUCAGCACUUAAACACGUGUGUGUCUGAACACAAACAUGGCAUGUGUUACAACUAAUAAACUAUCAGACAUCUGUG